Molecule: messenger RNA, 1159 nt
Organism: Labeo rohita (rohu)
Lineage: Eukaryota; Metazoa; Chordata; Actinopteri; Cypriniformes; Cyprinidae
Gene: ompb
Product: olfactory marker protein b
Exons: 1
Coding region: 176-637 (153 amino acids)
Biological process (GO): signal transduction; sensory perception of smell
Source: RefSeq, a predicted model, not a curated record
AGUCAGUUUCAGAGCACAAGGUCUCACUGUGGCACUCAUAGCACAUCAGACAUCAGCAAAGCGAGGACGAGGUCACACGGUGGACAACAAGCCUAAUCCGGCCAGACAAGACAGAAAAAAAAAAACAUAGAAGAAGCUCUAAGCUGUCAGGUUUCAAAACAUCUUCAUUGGGAACAUGUCUCUCGAGCUGACGUUCAACCCUGAUGUACAGCUGACGGAGAUGAUGCGUCUGCGCGUACAGUCUUUGGAGCAGCGAGGCCAGAAACGGCAAGACGGAGAGCGCUUACUGAAGCCCAACGAGCACGUCUUCCGCCUGGACUUCACCGAACAGGCCCUGCAUUUUACCCGCUGGAACAUCCGCAUAUCCGCACCCGGCCGGCUCAAUAUCAUCGCCACGUCCCAGCUCUGGACGCCCGACCUCACAUACCUCAUGACCCGCCAGCUCCUCGAACCGACCGGGCUUUUCUGGAAAAGCACAGAUGACGAUCUCAUCCAAUGCUAUGAGGCUGACGCCCAGGAGUUUGGCGAGAGGAUAGCCGAGCUGGCGAAAGUCCGCAAGGUGAUGUAUUUUCUCUUCGCUUUCGAAGACGGCUUGAGUCCAGAGAACAUCGAGUGCUCCAUAGAGUUCCAGAAGUGAGAAGGGUACAACGACUUUCUGUUCAUUCUACUUAACUCAGACCUGGUAGUUUAAAAUGAUGUUCCUGAAGACCUUUAAAAUUAGAAGAACUUUAUCUGUCUGAUUGUUCAUAUUUAGCUGUUUUUGUGACUGUGAUGAGACUUCAUUAGAGGUAACCCAAGAUAAAUCACACUAAUAAUUCAAGAAGAUCAAAAUUAUUCAUGAAUAAAGCUAAACUUGUGCUUUUAGUGGUUGUAGUUAUUAAUUCUUUGAAUAAUUGAUGCAAAUAACUGUACUGGGGUGUAAUGGCAGUGCCCUUGAGCAGUGGUUCUCAAUCUUUUUGACUUAAAGGCUCCUUAAUGUUCACGAUAAUAUUUGCAGCCCAUGACUAUUCAAGUUGUUCAGGAUUUUAUGGAUUGAAAAUAGGAAUUUUUAAAAAAUAUUUUUGAGCAUGGUAUAAAUACAAAAAUGCAUGUUAAUAAAAUAUAUACAAAUCAGUGGUGUGCGGUGGUGUUCUGAAAUAAGUUAAAUGUAAAUUGUCAC